UCCCUGCGCGGCCGCCAUGACCUGGAGCGCCACGGCCCGGGGCGCCCACCAGCCGGACAACACCGCGUUCACGCAGCAGCGCCUCCCGGCCUGGCAGCCGCUGCUAUCCGCCAGCAUCACGCUACCGCUCUUCUUUUGCGCGGGCCUGGCCUUCAUCGGCCUGGGCCUGGGCCUCUACUACUCUUCCAACGGCAUCAAGGAGCUCGAGUACGACUACACUGGCGACCCAGGCACCGGCAACUGCUCUGUGUGCGCUGCCGAAGGCCAGGGCCGCGCGCCGCCGCCUAAUUGCUCGUGCGCCUGGUACUUCUCGCUGCCCGAGCUCUUCCCGGGCCCCGUCUACCUCUACUAUGAGCUGACCAACUUCUACCAGAACAACCGCCGCUAUGGCGUGUCCCGCGACGACGCGCAGCUGAGCGGGCUGCCGAGCGCGUUGCACAACCCGGUCAACGAGUGCGCCCCCUACCAGUUCAGCGCGACCGGCCUGCCCAUCGCGCCCUGCGGCGCCAUCUCCAACAGCCUCUUCAAUGACUCCUUCUCGCUGUGGCACCAGCGCCGGCCAGGCGGGCCCUACGUCGAGGUGCCACUCGAUCGCGCCGCCAUCGCCUGGUGGACCGACUACCACGUCAAGUUCCACAACCCGCCGCUGGUGAAUGGCAGCCUGGCGCUGGCCUUCCGCGGCACGGCGCCCCCGCCCAACUGGCACCGGCCGGUGUACGAGCUCAGCCCCGACCCCAACAACACGGGCUUCAUCAACCAGGACUUCGUGGUGUGGAUGCGCACCGCGGCGCUGCCCACGUUCCGCAAGCUGUACGCGCGCAUCCGCCAGGGCAACUACACCGCAGGGCUGCCCCGGGGCGCCUACCGCGUCAACAUCACUUACAACUACCCAGUGCGCGUCUUCGGCGGCCACAAGCUCAUCAUCUUCAGCAAUAUCUCGUGGAUGGGUGGCAAGAAUCCUUUCCUGGGUAUCGCCUAUCUGGUGGUCGGCUCCCUCUGCAUCCUCAUGGGUUUUGUCAUGCUGGUGGUCUACAUUCGCUAUCAGGACCAGAAUGAGGAGGACGACGACGACGAGUGAUGUCUCCUUUCAAAAACCCCCUCCUGCUUCUUGCCAAAAGUCUUGUGGGCUGCUUUUGGCCCAAUCUCAAGCUCAUCUCACCUUGCCACCUGUUGUGGAUGAGCGGCGCAGAGAAAGGAAUUAACCCUUUUUUCCCCAGGGGCUGCAAGAUUCCUGCUGGGGUGUUCGGGCUGCAGA
Marmota flaviventris (yellow-bellied marmot) is the source of this 1255-nucleotide messenger RNA. It is a transcript of the gene Cdc50b, whose product is annotated as transmembrane protein 30B. The record is from RefSeq and is a predicted model, not a curated record. Gene Ontology annotation, cellular component: endoplasmic reticulum; Golgi apparatus; plasma membrane. Gene Ontology annotation, biological process: phospholipid translocation. Lineage: Eukaryota; Metazoa; Chordata; Mammalia; Rodentia; Sciuridae.